Molecule: messenger RNA, 647 nt
Organism: Aplosporella prunicola CBS 121167
Lineage: Eukaryota; Fungi; Ascomycota; Dothideomycetes; Botryosphaeriales; Aplosporellaceae
Exons: 1
Coding region: 104-481 (125 amino acids)
Source: RefSeq, a predicted model, not a curated record
AUAAGGGUAUAAAAAUAAAAUAUUCAAAGAGUAUAAAGGUACUUAUGAGGGUAUAGACACCUAAAAUUCUAAAGAGUAGAAAAUAUAUUAUGUAAUUCUGUAGAUGCUAUCACGUGGGGUGGGCAAAUUAUCCGGUGCCAAACAACAACACCAGCCCUCAACCCAGACCCAGACUCAGACCCAUUCCUCCCGCCUCACCCACAUAUGUAUCGCUCAAUCCAGCAACCCCGUCCCCAAUGAUGCCCAAAUCCCCCGAUCCCAAUCCAAUCCACCAUCCACUCAUCCACUCCCCAACACACCCGCCUCCCCGCCCACAGCACCCGAAACCCAGCACCCGACCUCAGUACAUACACAUCUCACACGCGCCCAUCCACCCAUGCAUCCAUUCCAACACAAACCCAGAACAAGCCGCCUCCCCAGCCACCAAGCCCACCAAGCACACCCAGCACACCAAUCGCACCAGCCCUACCCAGCACAAUAACCCGAUUGGCCCUUUCCCCAACCCAACCCACGCCAUGCAAAACCCUGUCUCCAAGUACAUGCGCCGCAGCGCCCGCAUCGACCGGUGAAGACACCCCCAGUCCCCGUCCCCGUCCCAUCAACAGGCCCAACGCCCUUCCCGAUCCCAGGUCCCCGGCGCGGCCAAC